Molecule: messenger RNA, 3906 nt
Organism: Sinocyclocheilus rhinocerous
Lineage: Eukaryota; Metazoa; Chordata; Actinopteri; Cypriniformes; Cyprinidae
Product: protein FAM83G-like
Exons: 6
Coding region: 858-3317 (819 amino acids)
Biological process (GO): signal transduction
Molecular function (GO): protein kinase binding
Source: RefSeq, a predicted model, not a curated record
GCUCAUGCAAGCAGACGUCCGGCCUCUUCCUCUUUCAAGCUUCACAGAAGUAUGGCAAAGUAACACAAAAGCCCCACAGGACUUUACUGGAGAACAAACUCAAGACAUUAUUUAAAUCGGGAGACGGAACGUGGAAGAAACUCUUUUGUUUUGAAAGUUUUGUUUAACUUGCAACACUCUGGUGAACAAUCCGGAAGCUUGUUUUUCUCUUCAGCGUCGGAGAUUUCCAGGGUUUAUGCUUCUGUGGCAGACCCUAAACUCGGAUCCAGUCGGUUUGUCUGGACUCUGGAGUCUGUUCCGCGCGCGCGCGCGCGUGUGUGUGUGUGUGUGUGUGGGUGGGUUAGUGCCCCUCCUGGUCAGGUGACUGAGGUGUGUCUGAUCGCUAGAGCCUGUGGAGAUGCUUUGUUCUAUUCUACCUGUUGGUUAACUGAAAGAUGAUCUCCUGCUCAGCGGUCAACUGCGUCCUGUAUUGAACUGGGACUCUGCUCGGGGAAACAUGAUCAAAUAACACGAGGCAUCUUUUAUAUCUUUAACAAACAACAUCUCCUUUAUUUCUAUGGAAAAACUUGCUUUUUGGUGCUUAAGUUAUCGCUGAGCCGCUUUAUUUGACAACACAAAAAAAAUCGAUUGAAUCGCCUGGUGUCACUUUACCAUGGAAACGCUUUACCGCGAUCGCAAGAGGAUUUUUUUCUAGCAGUUAACUGAGAGGAAAAAAAAACUUUACGAAGAAUUUAUAUAGGCUACUUUUCUGGGAUUAUAGUGGGCCUUAACUUUAUAAACUAAUACGAACAAAUAAUAAUAAUAAGAACUAAGAAUCCGCUUUCUAUCGACUAAUUCGGAUUGUGUGCGGAAACGCCAUGGCUCUCUCUCAGGUUCAGUGUCUUGAUGACAAACAUGUGAACUGGCGUCUAAAUGAAUCCAAACCGGAGUUUUUUUACAGCGAGAAUCAGCGGCUCGCGCUUGAAGCGCUUAUUACGAAAGGACGCGACGCGUUUGACGCCUAUAUGAAAGAGCACGAGCUGCGUCCUUUCCUGUCGGAACCCGAACUCGAGCGGUUGCGUCGGAGCAUAGAAGAUUAUAAACCCGGUUCUGAGCAUCAAAAACCAGACGGUACAACGGAGGGAGAGGACGGUGCGGUGUCUUUGCAGUACUGGCCGGACCGCUCUGAUAUCUCCAUACCGAAUCUAGACCUCGGAUGGCCAGACUGCAAUUCUUACCGAGGAGUGACGCGCGUCAAUGUCUACACGCAACCGCCAAUGGACGGACAGACGCAUAUAAAAGAGGUUGUGAGAAAGGCCAUAGCGCAAGCACAGAAGAUGAUUGCUGUGGUAAUGGACGUUUUCACAGACGUUGACAUUUUUAAGGAUCUAAUAGAGGCUGGAUUUAAAAAGAAAGUAGCUAUAUACAUUAUUAUAGAUUAUGCAGCUUUACAGCACUUCCUACUUAUGUGUGAGAGAGCCUACAUGCACAGAGGACACCUCAAUCAUCUGCGGGUGAGAUGCAUCGGUGGUUCCGAAUUCUACACACACUCUGCUCAGAAGGUGCAUGGCUCGUUGAGUCAGAAAUUCAUGUUUGUGGAUGGAGACCGUGCAGUGUCUGGAUCAUACAGUUUUACAUGGACCGCUUCUCGUUUGGACCGCAACAUCAUUACAGUCCUGACAGGACAGGCCGUUGAAACUUUUGACAAGCAGUUCCGUGAACUAUACCUGAACUCUCGUGGGGUCAACCUAACUAAGAUCCCAUUGGCAGACCCUCCGGAGCCUGACCCUGUCCCAAUCGCCGUUCCUUCCCCUGUUCCUGUAACGGUUGCAAGAAAAUUAAUUAACCCCAAAUAUGCAUUGGUUAAUGUAGAUGCAGCAAGCAAAGCCUCUUCAGACAAGGCUAGUGCCAAGAACAGUAACUCCAAGAAUCCUAUGGUCCAGAUUCCCAAGCCUCAACGGGAAAUGAGGGAAGGACCGCAAAAGCACCCAGGACUUGUAGGUCUGCCAAAGGCAGAUCUCAUUCCCUACUUGCCCACUUGGCCAGAGCCAGACCCACCCAGUGAUGUUAUUGGAUUUAUUAAUAUCCGUGAUACAAGCAAGCCAGCGCAGGUGCAUUUAAUGCGCUCUCAAAUGUUUGAAACAUCUCAAGCAAUCCGUUUUAAAGACCCUUUCACUGCCCCACCUGAGGAACCGUUACCAGAUAAGGCAAGUCCUCGUCCUAAAACAAAAGAAUUGUCUAAAACAGCUGCUGUAGAUGCAAAUGUUCAAUCAAUCACCCAACCUCAGGCAGAGACUAACUCUAGUAAUGCCCAUCAAGAUAUACCGGCCAAUACAUCCCAUUCGCCAAGCCCUCCAAUCCAGCAACAAGACCCUAAACCCAGCCCUCCUCCACAAGAGCAGGAGUCCAACCCUGAACCAGCAGAGGUGCAGCAGGCUUCAGAAAUGCCUGUGCCCAAGCCACGCACCCUUCAGUUGGUGGUUAAUAGACCGGAAGGCUCUGGAGACCCAGAGGUCACUUUAGUCAGAAGGGAGGAAAACCAGACAAAAGAUGCAAACACGGACACUCGAGACAACGAUGCUGACAGCACCGCUGUGACCUGUGCAAAUUCAUUAAAGGAUAAAGAUGAGAAUUCCACAAUGUCAGAUGAAUACUAUGAAUGUACUGACUCCGACAGCAGUGAUAAACUCCCUAAUGGAAGGUUAACGGGUUCUGGUCGUGUUGGAGACCAUAGCCCUGAUGCGCUUAACAUGAUGGCCCGCUUCUCUCAAUCCAUGCUGGAUUUGCGAUCGGAUGACUUCAAACAAAACACUGCUGAGAAAAAUCUACUGAACAAGCAGAACAGAGACAAAACAAAGCUUUACCAGAUGGUCUCCAGGUCACCUGUUCGAGACGCUUAUGGCCGGGCCAAAGUGGUGAUUGGUAAACCUGGAGUAUUCUAUAGACUCCCUAAAAGCAGCGGCCAUGUGAUCGGGGGCCACAGGUACUGGCAGGGGAAGAUGAAUGCUGACCUCCCCUCAAAUGGAUCAGGCCAGCAAAAUCUAAAACGCUCUGGCCGGUCCCCUAGAAGACAAAGCUCCGCCUAUACGAUAGAAGGACUGCGAAUCAAUCAAACUCCCACUCAGCGGCUCAUGCACUCUCAAUCUCUCUCUCCCGCUCAUCGGGCCUCUCAAACAAAGUCUCCGUCCCCUCGUAGACGGGUCGAGACUCGUACACCAUUAGGGAUCUCUUUAUCUAAACUCACCAGCGUCAAACACCUCAGGGGGAAGGUUCCAGUGAGCACGUCUGGUUUUGCUUUGGGGGAUAAAUUGUUGACACAGAGGCACAAUGAAAAUUAACUGAUUUAUGGUGGCUUUCUUCCCAGAAAACAAAAAAAACAAGUACUUUGUAUUGAGUACAAAGGCAUGAAUGUGCAAUGAUGUAGCCACCAGUCUCCACUGAACACUUUUCAACUGGAGUUCAACUGUAUCUUUAAACUGACACGAGUGUUACAGUCUCAAACAAACGCUGACAUUUUCUGGACUGUGACAAGCAAAACUAGCAGCUUUACUCUUUAUUGACGUGCCUUUGAGUAAUAUGGACUAGUGCAAGAAUUUGGUGGUGGAUUUGUGACCACGGUGAUGACGAUUUCACAUUCACCUCUGUUGUCUGAGCUUGUAAGAAAAGGACGUUGAAAAUGUUAAGGUAUAGUACAAACUGACAGUGAGUUCAUUUUCAACGUCUGCAUUUGUUCCUGGUUUUAUCAGAGGAGAUCGGACUGACUCAAGGCCUGUUCACACCAAAUGAGUGUUUGGUACGAUUGAACAUCUUACUUUGAAUGAAUGCCUGAAAAUGCAUUUCUUCAGGCUGACACGAAUAUUUGCAUGGCAUUUUUUUUUUUGCAUUGCAUUGCAUUGCAAAAAAUAAAUAAAUAUAUAUAUAUAUACA